CAGAUAAUAUAUAAUGUAUAAUACUGAGUUUUGGAUCAAAUAUAUAUUUAGAGUAUUACAUAUUGGAAGUGUAACAGCUUUAGGAGGUCGUAUUAUAUAUGAUUAUUUAUGGCCUGAUUAAGGGGAGAUAACAAAAGCUUAGGCAUUAUUUGCAGGAAUUUCAGGAUUCUUAAUGAUUUUAGCCGGAAUUGUUAACAUCUUUCUACUAAAAGGAAAAGAGAAAUUGAAAUCAAAAAAUAAAUUUUGGGCUGGUACAUUGCAUUUGAAAGCAAUUACAAGUAAAUUUAGAAUAUAUAAAUAAUAGCCAUCAUUAUUUUGACUCCUUUGUCAAAAUAUUUAUCAAGGGACGAUGAUGUUGUGAAAGCAAUAUAAUUUUAUUACGUUGUUUUAAUGUUAUUGCUUAGUCCAUUUUUAAGAUUCUAUCGUGAAUGGUGGACUGAGUUAAAUAGAUAAAAUAAAUUAAGUUGAAAUAAAUAAUACAAUAUAUAAU
Paramecium sonneborni is the source of this 490-nucleotide messenger RNA. NCBI's taxonomy places the organism in Eukaryota, Ciliophora, Oligohymenophorea, Peniculida, Parameciidae. The record is from the annotation of a GenBank genome assembly.